AGACACUCUCAUAUCCACUUAGCUACUUUACUGCUGGCCUUUUGUGUUCUCAUGCUCAACAAGUCACCCACAAAUCAUCUGUACUGCAAACGACAACCACGUAUUCACUCAGUGGAGGACAUUGUUCACUGGCAUGCGUGACACCAACUGAGCAUUUGAAGAUGAUGCGAUUGCUUUUUCUGUGUCUGCUGCUGCUGCUUCCAGCCGCUACUGCUGUAUCAGACGAGAGUGAAGGAUCAGGUGAUGACGACACAGAUGAUGAGGAUUUGAGUAAGAUAAAUGACGUUCACAACAAACAUUCUCGUGGUUCUUCAGUUGUAGAUAAAACCACAGGAGAAGAAAACACAGAUCAGCUCGUGCUGGUUAUCACCGUCGUAGCUGUGGCUGUUGUGGCUCUCUCGGUUGCAGCAAUAGUCGCCGUAAUGUUGGUAAGACGCCGCAUGCACAGUCGACAGCAAGGGGUCUACUCCGUCCCUACAGAGCAGGACCAUAAAGGGGGUGUCUAGUCUGCGGCGGAGCUGCUGUUCAACUGUAUAACAUGCAGGCAAGAGAGGAGCAACGCACUGGGCUAUGUCGUCUCCCACUCUUUGAGUCAGGACAGUUAGACUUCUUUGCACAACAGCCUGCUUCUCACCUUUCACUUCACUGCUCACUCCUACGCAGCCUCCUAUCACUACGUAUGCAACAUGUGUUUGUUUAUUUUUGUUUUCGUUUUUGUUCCUGCCAUUUGUGCUCCACGUACACACAAUUUAGCCCAGGACAUUUGGAGCUCAUUCAAAUGCUCUAAUUGGAUUCUAUUUGAGGAAUCCAAAUCAAAGCCAGUGAAUAUGGCUUAAAGCUUCUUUUGUUAAAAGGGAUAAUUUAGCACAGCCAGAAACCCCC
Messenger RNA from Solea senegalensis (Senegalese sole), 882 nucleotides. RefSeq lists its product as uncharacterized. NCBI's taxonomy places the organism in Eukaryota, Metazoa, Chordata, Actinopteri, Pleuronectiformes, Soleidae. The record is from RefSeq and is a predicted model, not a curated record. Bases 162 to 506 code for a protein of 114 amino acids. The transcript has 8 exons.